CAUGUGUCGAGCAACACCUCUGCGCUCGAAGGGUUUUCCUCCUCGCCAACUGGCGCUGCCACUGCACGCACCGUCUCAAGAGCCAUGUCGAGACACAGCAACGCUAAGGACGAGGCUGGUCACGAUGGCUCAGGGGAUAGUGCAGCUGCGGAUGAUUACUUCUUGCAAGCUGGCACGGCAUCCACAGCUUCAAAACACCCGUCAUCACAGAGGACCGCGGAGAGGAGCAUACCCAAGAUCAGCGUGGACGCUGGCAGUACGCCUGGCAACGCCCUCAAGGGCGGCCAGCGUCCCAAGUACCUGCGCAGUCGCAUGUCGAGCCAGCGAUCUUCCGACUCCGACUUCGCCGCUGGGGACACCGAAAGUGACGCUACCGUCGGCACAGCGGACCUUCGUGCAGAUUACGCCCUACAGUCUGGUGGAGCCGUGCCGGCGAUGAGCAUGUCGCGGAAUAGCAGCGUAAGCAAUAUGAUCACACGCCAGAUCAGCAUGGGCAGCAUGGUGUCGGACUUUCGCGAGGACUCGACUGGGCGCAUAGGCAUGGAGCCGCUGGAGCCGCUGGAGCCGUUGACUGAGGACGAGGGCGUUCGUUUUGGAGACCAGCUGAAGACGCCCAGAGCUCCGAAACAGGCUCUGACCGAACCGACCGACACAGUGAUCGCGAGACACGUUAGGAACGUCCAGGUGCCUGAGUCGCUGGCCAGGGAGUACAGGACAAAGAGUGGCCUUGUGACGCCCAGGCGGAAGAUGUCAGAGGUGAACCUCAGUGCCAGCGCCAGCACCACUCGCACCGGCCGAAACCUCACACUUAAGGAACAAAGCAGCACAAUAGAACGGCUCUCCAAGGAGAACUUUGACCUGAAGCUAAAGGUCAUGUUCUUGAGCGAUCGCCUUGACAAGCUCUCCGAAGAAGGUAUUAAGGAAAUGAUCUCGGAGAAUGUGGAGCUCAAGACAAGCCUAGCGGUCCUGCAGCGCGACAACAAAGUCCUGCGCCGCCGCGUGAAGGAGCUGGAGAGAAAGCUCAAGGACGAGGACGAACGACCCGGUACAGCUAAAAGCGGGGCGUCCUCGGCUGGUCAGACGGCAGAAGACUACGAGCAGAAUGCUGCAAAUGAGGAGGAGCUUCUCUAUCUACGUGAGCGGGUCGACGAGUACGUCUCCGAGAUUGAGCGUUUGAGGCAAGAAAGCCUGAACAAGGAGGCAGAAAAGAGGCGCAUGGCAGAGGUUGUCAAGAAUCUUCAGGCCGUCAAUGCGGGCCGCAUAGGAGACUCGCUUGGUCAAGACGACGAGACAGAGGUGUGGAGGGAGCUGUACUCCCAGGAGUCUGGGCGCCGAGAGCAGGCAGAAGAGGACAACCAGAGGAUGGGCGACGAGAACAAGAGACUGCGCGACGAGGUCUUUCGCCUGAAGCAAGAGCUCACGAAUGGUACGAUGAGCUCGACCGGUAACUCGGCCGGCACUGGUCUACAGCAUACUACCAACAUCUACAACAUCACAAGGAAGCCUAGGCCUGAAUCGCCGUCGAGCGUCACUCUGGUGGAAGAGCUGCGCCGCGAAAGCGAGCAGCUCAGGCAUGAAAACGCGGAGCUGAGGCGCGAAGUCGGUGCACAGACGUCCAUGCUGACCUCGAGAAACCGAGAGAAGGAAAGGUUAUACCAAGAAAUUGAGGACCUGAAGAUGGCACAGCGCCGCAGUGGUACGGCAAGCUCGACUCUUGACAGCAUUCUGGAUCGUUCCGCCUCUCGUUCUGGCGUGCAUGACCGGCCGCCAUCUCGAGGGAGCCAGGCUACCCGCACAGCGACUCUCGACGAGGAUCCCGAACGGGAGGAGCUCGAGAACAAGCUGGCCGAGCUUCGCGACAAGCUCAGUGCGGUCAAGAUGCAGAACCAGGACCUGCAACAGGAGCUCAACGCCUACGUCGAGGAAUACGAGGCCGAGCUGGAAGCCAGGAAAGAAGUGGAGACGGCCGCCCUGCAGCUGCAAGAAGACCUCGAAGCCACCCAGAAUGACCUUAUGGCUUUGCAGCAAGAGCGGGAUGAGCUGCUUCAGGAGAACUCCGGCAUGGACCAAGAAUUCAACAAUCUGCGGACGGAGGCGCAGGACGAGAUUGACCACCUCGAAGCAGAGGCUGAACAGCGAGACGCGGAGAUCGCUCGGCUCAAUCAGGAGCUUGUCGAGCGCAGCGAGAAUCAAGAAGCCCUGCAGGAAGAGAUGCGCCGGCUGAGUGACGACAUGAUCCGGUUCGAGGACACCCAAGAGGCCCAGCUCAGGCGGAUCAAACAGCUCGAGGAAGAGCUAACGCAGAGCAAUACCGAGCUCGAGGACCUGGAGGAGAAGCUCAUGGCGGCCAACGACAAAGUAUCCCGUCUCAGUGUGCAGCAAGAAUCCAACCAGGGUGAGAUCGCCUUCUUGCGCGAGGAGCAGGAAGGCGACAAACUCAAGAUCGGCGACCUUGUCGGCCAGGUGGCACAACUCGAGGUUGUCCUCCGAGAGGAGAAGGACAAAACCAAGGAGCUGGAGGCACAGAUGCAGAAUGAGAGACAGCAACACGAGAUUGUCACCAACCAGGAGAAGGAGGAGGUCCAGCAGGUGGUCAACCAGCUCAACAGAGAGCUGACGGUGGCCAAGGACGAGUCCAGGAAGCUGCGCAAGAGCCUCUCUAAGCAGGAGAUCGAGGCAGCUGAGUGGAAGGAGCGGCUGCAAGAGCUGGAGAACAACCUCAGAGAGGCGCUUGGAGAUCUCAACGGCACCAAGUCCACUUUCCUUCGUGACAUCUCCAAGCUUCAGCAUGACCUUGAGAGGACGUGCCGCGAGCUCGACACCACCCGGACGGCUCUCAACGACAAGGAGCGCCUGCUGAAACACCGGGACGAGCUCCUCGAGACCUCCGCUCUGGAGGCCCGUCGGCUGGCUGAGAUGUUCGACAAGGAGAAGCAGCUUCAUCGUACCACGAAGCAUGAGCUCGAUACAUACCAGAAGACGCAGCUUCACAUCCACGGCAACAUGUCCACUGCUGAGCUGCGCAUCAAGGAGCUAGAAUCGUCCAAGAGCAGAGACAAGCAACGGCUUGCCAAGCUGGAGUCGACGCUCAAGGAGCAACUGAACGAGCGAAACAGCCUCCUCCUGGUGCUAUGGACAAGGCUGUCGACCCUCUGUGGUACCGACUGGGCGCACGACAACAGCCUCAUCAGUGGGCGCGCACUGCCCUCACUAGAGGCUGUGGCCACCAUGCUGCCCGGCUUCAGCAAGAAUCUGCUGGCUGCUGUGAGGACCAUCGAGUCCAUCAUGGGCAAGUUCCAAGACCGCGCAAGGAGCAUCGAGCGCGAAUUGUGGAAGGAGUAUCAACACCUGGAGGAGACCCUUGAUAAACGCAUGAAGAAGCUUGAUAAGCUCGAGUCGAUUGUGCGGAACGGUAUUGCCACGGGCUCGAUAGGGGGCGGUGGCGUGGCGGCGCAGGCUCUUGUUGACAACCUGCGCCAGCGGAUAGUGAAGCUUGAAGAUGUGAACAGACAGCUGCAGGUGGACAAUGCAACCCUGCGAACUGCGAACGAGGUGCGCGCGCGUGCAGCACAGGAGGCAAGUCUGGAGCCCCGUGGUGAUAGGAACUUUGAUGGUGGCAGCCCCAGCCCAGCCAUCCCAACCGGACCGCGCGAUCGGCCUUCUGGAUCUUCGGAACGGUCGCGCUCCAGCCGCCAGACCAGUCGGACGUACGGGCCGGCUAUGACGGCGUCGUCUUCUUCCUCGGUCCGCCGCGAUGCCAGUCGACCCUCAACCAUCUCGCGCGCACACACAGAGAACGAAGCCGUCACGCUGUCGAAUUCAAAAGACUACGCACCGCCAUCCGACGCAGACAUCAAGUGGAUGCACCGGCUGAAAGACCUCGAGGGCAAACUUAAGGCGGAGCGCGAGGGUCGGAUGCUGGACCGGACAGAAGCAAGUCGGCGACUGUUAGAUCUAGAGGAAAUCGCGCGGGAGGCGCAGAUGAGAGAGGCGAAGCGCGAGAAGCACCGC
Messenger RNA from Cryphonectria parasitica EP155, 4011 nucleotides. RefSeq lists its product as uncharacterized. NCBI's taxonomy places the organism in Eukaryota, Fungi, Ascomycota, Sordariomycetes, Diaporthales, Cryphonectriaceae. The annotation marks the transcript as partial. Gene Ontology annotation, cellular component: microtubule organizing center. The record is from RefSeq and is a predicted model, not a curated record. The transcript has 3 exons.